GCCAGCCUCGGACCCGCGCCCCCGCGCGGCGCAGGACCGCCCGGGAUCCCCGCCCGCGCGCCGCGUCCCCCGCCCGCCGCCGCCGCCGGGCCGCGCUGGAAGAUGGCGGGAUCGGUGGCCGAGGGGGAUGCUGUGGUGAAACUAGAUGAUGGGCAUUUAAACAACUCCUUGGGCUCUCCAGUUCAAGCCGACGUGUACUUCCCACGACUGAUAGUUCCGUUUUGUGGGCACAUUAAAGGCGGCAUGAGACCAGGCAAGAAGGUGUUAGUGAUGGGCAUCGUAGACCUCAACCCUGAAAGCUUUGCUAUCAGCUUGACCUGUGGUGACUCUGAAGAUCCUCCCGCUGAUGUGGCCAUUGAACUCAAAGCUGUAUUCACAGACAGGCAGCUUCUCAGAAAUUCUUGUAUAUCUGGGGAGAGGGGUGAAGAACAGUCAGCAAUCCCCUAUUUUCCAUUCAUCCCAGACCAGCCGUUCAGAGUGGAAAUUCUCUGUGAACACCCACGUUUCAGAGUGUUUGUGGAUGGACAUCAACUUUUUGAUUUUUACCAUCGCAUUCAAACAUUGUCUGCAAUCAACACCAUAAAAAUAAAUGGGGACCUCCAGAUCACUAAGCUUGGCUGAUGUUGUUUAAACCACCUGUAUUUCAAAUAGAGAAAGGUGCCACAGCUAUCUAUCAGUCUGGGAGAAGAUCCAAGCAAGACCUGGAGACUUAGAAAACAAAAUCAAAGGGCAAGCCUCACUCUCUUCUUUCUGUGUAGUUUAAACCCAAAGUGACAGAUUUCAACCAUGGUUUGCCCUUAGGAAGAAAGCAGUUGGAGCAAAAACACCGAGCCAUUAUUCCCAGAACAAAUACACUUAUGCUGGAUUUUACUGAGACUAACCUGAAAUGGAUUUGUUAUGAUUUGUGAUUUGAGAGCAAGUUACUCAUCUUUUCAAAGCAAGAUUAUCUUUAGAAACUAAAGUAUUAAAGACUUUAAACGGUACACCGAAAUCAAUUCAUUUCUGCACUGAAGAUGAAUUGUGUAGCACAACCAACAUUUUAGUCAGGGUAUUUACAUAGAAUGUAGGUUGUUCAAGGUGUGAUUGGUUUUUUUGUGGGUUUUUUUUUUUUUGCACAGCAUAAUGUUAAUUCAGAUUUUUAAAGCUUUCUUGUAGUUAUUUAUUUAUACUCAACUUAUGUAUAAGAAAAUGAUAAAUGUCUCAAGAACAGCAAGUUACAAACUUUUGAAUGUACAAAUAUCCUAAAUAUAAGGGGGGAAAUUGUUACAAUCAAGAAUCAGGUAAUUUCUACCUUAAAAAAUUGAAUUGUAUUCUACUUACCCCUUACCUUAGGAUCUCUUGAUAUAAAUUGCUGUAAGAGCUUUUGGGGAAACUGCAACAUUUUGAUAAAACUGCUUUACAAGUUAUUGAAGAUUACACAAAAUUCUAUUUACAUCGCCUUUUCUUGACUGUGAAUGAACACAGUACUGUCUUCCUUAAGACUAGUUAGCUACUUUUCCCUAGAUUUACAUAAUAACUUUUUAAGUUGUUAUUAAACCUAAUUGAAAAUAGGUGAUUGCAUAGACAAUUUUAAAUGACUAUUACAUAAACUAAAAAGCAUAGUAUGAAAAUAAUUCUGGAACGCAAUAUAAAGCAGAAGCAAGUGGCCCCAAAUAACUUACUUGGAAAUAAUUUAUAUCAACUGAAGCUGUUAGCUCAUUGUAUAACUUUUAUUAUGUGACCCUCACCAAUAUCCCUAUGUUAAUGCCUUUUGAGCUUUAGAGUAGAUGAUGCUUCCUACUGAGUUGGCAUUGCUGAGAUAUUAGGAUAGACAGGAUUCAGAUUAGAAAAUGAUCCAGUUAGUUUAUCUGGAAGGUGAAAUCCCAGGACUCUAGGUCCUUGAGUCUAGCCAGCCAAUGGUGUGAAGGCUUCCACCUGGGCUUGUGGGACUUUCCCAGCACUACCUCCAGGAGCAGCCCACGGUGUCACUCAAGGCGAGGAAGGUUUGUGUUCUGAGAACUGGACUUCGCAAACUGCAUUGGCCCUGGAGAGACCCUAGGCACUGCUUUGGUCAGGUAGUGGGGGGACGGGUUGCUGGGGCGGGGGUAUAUUUAUAUAUUAUUUAGGUUCUGUUUGUACAGCAUCUUGCGUCUUGUUAUGACACGUCCUUGUCUUGCUUUGCAUUUGAGUUCUGUUUUUACACAACAUGCAGAGGCACUGAAGUGGCCAUGUCCUCCCUACGUGCUGGGAAUGUAGACAGUGUUUCGGUACCAAAGUCU
Messenger RNA from Sorex fumeus (smoky shrew), 2258 nucleotides. RefSeq names its product galectin like (gene LGALSL). NCBI's taxonomy places the organism in Eukaryota, Metazoa, Chordata, Mammalia, Eulipotyphla, Soricidae. Gene Ontology annotation, molecular function: carbohydrate binding. The record is from RefSeq and is a predicted model, not a curated record. Bases 103 to 621 code for a protein of 172 amino acids. The transcript is spliced from 5 exons.